AUGAGUAGUGACGCAGCAGAUCAAAAUGUGGAGAUGUGGAAGGUCAAAAAAUUGAUCAAGUCCCUUCAAAACGCAAGAGGUAACGGUACUUCCAUGAUUUCACUUAUUAUGCCACCAAAAACUCAGAUUUCAAUCACACAAAAAAUGUUGACAGAUGAAUACGGAACUGCAUCAAAUAUUAAAUCGAGAGUGAACAGAUUGUCUGUUUUAUCAGCAAUUACUUCUACACAACAAAAAUUAAAGUUAUACCAAAAUGUUCCGAAGAAUGGGUUGGUUGUUUAUUGUGGUGAAGUCUUAACUGAUGAAGGUAAGGAGAAAAAAUUAACAAUUGCAUUUGAACCUUUCAAACCGAUCAAUACAUCCCUUUAUUUGUGUGAUAACAAGUUCCAUGUUGAAGCGUUGGCUGAGUUAUUGGAGUCUGAUGAUAGAUUUGGGUUUAUCGUUAUGGAUGGUAAUGGUGCAUUAUUCGGUGCUUUAUCUGGUAACACAAGAGAGAUUUUGCAUAAAUUUACAGUUGAUUUACCAAAGAAGCAUGGUAGAGGUGGUCAAUCUGCUUUGCGUUUCUCCAGAUUAAGAGAUGAAAAGAGACACAAUUAUGUCAGAAAAGUUGCAGAAGUUGCUGUUCAAAAUUUUAUUACCAACGAUAAAGUCAAUGUUCAAGGUUUGAUUUUAGCAGGUUCUGCUGAUUUUAAAACUGAAUUAUCUAAAUCGGAUAUGUUUGAUCAGAGAUUACAACAAAAAAUCAUCAAAAUUGUUGAUAUCUCUUAUGGUGGUGAAAAUGGUUUUAACCAAGCAAUUGAAUUAUCUGCGGAGACUUUGUCCAAUGUUAAAUUCGUCCAGGAAAAGAAAUUAAUCACGCAAUAUUUUGAUGAAAUUUCAAGAGAUACUGGUAAAUUCUGUUAUGGUAUCGAUGAUACAUUGAAAGCCUUAGACUUAGGUGCCUGCGAGACAAUUAUAGUUUAUGAAGGUUUAGAGGAUGUCAGAUAUACUUUGAGAAAUGCAGAAGGCGAAGAAGUUGUCAAGAUUGUUCGUCAAGACGCUCCAAAGGAGAGUUAUUUGAUUGAUAAAGACGGUUCUGAAUUAGAGGUUGUUGCUGAACAACCAUUCUUAGAAUGGCUAGCUGAAAACUACAAAAAUUACGGUGCGACUGUAGAGUUCGUCACCGACAGAUCUUCAGAAGGUGCACAAUUCGUUAAAGGUUUUGGUGGUAUUGGUGCUUUGUUAAGAUAUAAAGUUAACUUUGAACAAUUGGUUUCUGAUGAUUCAGAUGACGAAUAUUUUUCUGACUAA
Pichia kudriavzevii is the source of this 1290-nucleotide messenger RNA. RefSeq lists its product as uncharacterized. The record is from RefSeq and is a predicted model, not a curated record. The transcript has a single exon. Gene Ontology annotation, biological process: cytoplasmic translational termination. NCBI's taxonomy places the organism in Eukaryota, Fungi, Ascomycota, Pichiomycetes, Pichiales, Pichiaceae. Gene Ontology annotation, cellular component: translation release factor complex; cytosol. Bases 1 to 1290 code for a protein of 429 amino acids. Gene Ontology annotation, molecular function: translation release factor activity, codon specific; sequence-specific mRNA binding.